UUCUUUCCCUCAGCCCUACGAACCCCGGGAGAUUUAAAUCGCACCUUACCAGUGAUGACCAUUCGCUAGGAUAAUACUAGGAGAGAUUCUUUUGGGUGGAGGGUGUUGUAAGCGUUUCAUUUUCCUUGCUUCUUUCUCGUGCCGUUUUCGCGGACGUUUUCUUCUGAGUUUUGCUGGCCUUCCACGGGAGAUGGAGCGUUUGCUGCUGGUGUGGCAGGUAUUGCGGGGAGACAGAAACUGCUUCCCCAGAAAGGAGAUGUGUAAGGAGUCUUGGUCCUCUAGGAUACAGACAGUGAGUGUGGGAGUUAGCACAGAGCCUUGCUAUGCCAGGUGGGAAGUAGAGACAGACAAAGUUAUUCUCCAGUGGUGGCAAAAGCAGAUAGAUUAUGGCAAGUGCACACCUGGCUACCAGUGCUUUCUGCACCAGGUCCUCAAGGCACUGCGGCAGCCUGGGCUUCACCCUGAAACACCAAACAAGAACGGGAGGUUCAGCCAUCACUCCUGGGAUGCCCAGAUCAGGCAGUGGAGAAGAGCCCUACAUUCCUGGGACCCUCCCCGCCAGCCUCUGCAGGGCAGAAGGGCUGAGGGAUGUGGAAUGGAGAGUCUCCUAGAGCCAAUGGAUUCCACUCCUUUGGAUGACCUCCUGAAUCACUGGCUCCAGGCCCUGGAAUCUUCAGAAUAUGGAUGGAGACUGCAAGAGCGGCUCCUGGGACUCCGAGCAGGCCCUAAUCGGCGCUUGGACCACACUUCCCAGCAGCCUUCACGCCGCGGACGGGUCCUUUGCUGGGGGAAGGGGGCUUCCUUCGAAGAGGUGGUCGUGGAGGGCGGGGCAGCCGAGCAGGUGAGGGGCACUGUGGCUAAUUGCAUGACGCGGGCCGAACCGAGGACUCGUUGGUUCGCGCCAGCGCCUUUUAAGGACACCGUGGGGCGAACGGAGCGCUCAGAGCUGCUCCGGCCGCGGCCCUGGGAGCUGGAGGAGCUGCGCCCGACCGCCCGCGCGGCCGGGCCUCGCAGGCCGCCUCCGCGGGGAGAGCACGGGACCCGUGGGAAGAGGCGAACGAUAGCCCCCCCUGAGCGAGCCCUGGCGCCCCCCCGCUCCGGGGACCAGCGGACGCCCCAUGCCCCACCCCGCGGGGACAGGCAGGGCAACAGAGGGAGAGGUUGA
Messenger RNA from Cercocebus atys (sooty mangabey), 1165 nucleotides. RefSeq lists its product as uncharacterized. NCBI's taxonomy places the organism in Eukaryota, Metazoa, Chordata, Mammalia, Primates, Cercopithecidae. Gene Ontology annotation, cellular component: histone pre-mRNA 3'end processing complex; cytoplasm. Gene Ontology annotation, molecular function: mRNA binding; histone pre-mRNA stem-loop binding. The record is from RefSeq and is a predicted model, not a curated record. Bases 191 to 1165 code for a protein of 324 amino acids. Gene Ontology annotation, biological process: mRNA 3'-end processing by stem-loop binding and cleavage; mRNA transport. The transcript is spliced from 9 exons.